AUGGCACCGCCGCGUUCGGUCUUUCUAGUUACGCGACGCGACUUCACCUCUGACUCUGAAGGUCGCCUCGAAGUGUUGGAGGCAUUCGCCACUCGAGACGCGGCCACUGAAGCUGCCGAAGCCCAUGGCGAGGAGGAGGAUGCUGAGGUGAAAUUUGAGGUCACGGAACUUGCCGCUGCUUCGAAAGUGAAGACCAAGAAGACCGUCGCUGAAGACGAGGAGGACGAUGACCAGAAGCCGGCCCCGAGCAAGAAGGCCGCCGCCGAAAAGUCAGAGAAGAAGGCCAUACCAAAGGGCAAGGCCGAUUCGCUGCAGGGUCUGAAAGCAAGUGGUGUCCGUCAAGAUGGCCGCGAUUAUGCUAACAAGCUGCAGAUGACCUUCACAGGAACCUUCAAGUCCAUGGACCGCAAGACUUGUGAAGCGACUGCUAAAGUGUAUGGUGCCGACAUUGUGAGUGACAAGAAGCUUGCGGAAGCCGACCUCAUCGUGGUUGGAGAGCGCCCUGGAACGAAGAAGGUCGACGAGAUCAAGGAGAAGUCUCUGAAGACAAUCAAUGAGGCUGAGGAACUCCAGGAUCCUUGA
This is a messenger RNA of Fulvia fulva, 582 nucleotides long. RefSeq lists its product as uncharacterized. Bases 1 to 582 code for a protein of 193 amino acids. The transcript is spliced from 3 exons. The record is from RefSeq and is a predicted model, not a curated record. NCBI's taxonomy places the organism in Eukaryota, Fungi, Ascomycota, Dothideomycetes, Mycosphaerellales, Mycosphaerellaceae.